Impatiens glandulifera is the source of this 1169-nucleotide messenger RNA. RefSeq names its product 8-hydroxygeraniol dehydrogenase-like. The transcript is spliced from 4 exons. Gene Ontology annotation, biological process: lignin biosynthetic process. The record is from RefSeq and is a predicted model, not a curated record. Bases 53 to 1141 code for a protein of 362 amino acids. Lineage: Eukaryota; Viridiplantae; Streptophyta; Magnoliopsida; Ericales; Balsaminaceae. Gene Ontology annotation, molecular function: cinnamyl-alcohol dehydrogenase activity; zinc ion binding.
UAGUGUUGUUUUCUCCACUCGAUCAUCUUGAUAAUAGAUUUUAAGCUCGGUUAUGGCGAAAUCACCGGAGGAAGUUCACCCAGUGAAGGCUAUCGGAUGGGCGUCAAGUGACGCAUCCGGAGUUCUAUCUCCUUUUCAGUUCUCUAGAAGAGCAACUGGUGAAAAGGAUGUUUCUUUCAAGGUUCUGUUUUGUGGGAUAUGUCAUUCAGAUCUUCAUCAGAUAAAGAACGAAUGGGGUAAUAGCAUUUUCCCCGUGGUUCCUGGACAUGAGAUUGUUGGCAUUGUGACUGAAAUUGGUGAGAAGGUAGAGAAAGUUAAGGUUGGUGAUAAAGUUGGCGUGGGAUGUAUGGUUGGCUCUUGCCAUUCUUGCGAUAACUGUUGUCAAGACCUGGAAAACUAUUGCCCCAAGAUUAUUUACACCUAUAACUCAAUCGACGAAGAUGGGCAUCCUACUUAUGGAGGAUAUUCUGACAUAAUGGUCGCCAAAGAACAUUUCAUCAUCAAAAUACCAGAUGCUCUUCCUCUAGAGGCAUGUGCUCCACUUCUUUGUGCAGGAAUCACAACCUAUAGCCCAUUGCGCUUCUUCGGGUUGGAUAAGCCUGGAAUAAAUGUGGGCGUUGUCGGUCUUGGUGGCUUAGGCCAUUGCGCGGUUAAGUUUGCAAAGGCUUUCGGAGCUCAAGUUACUGUUAUCAGUACCUCCCCUGGCAAGAAGAGUGAGGCAGUUGAUCGGCUUGGUGCUCAUUCGUUUUUAGUCAGUAGUAAUCCUGAUGAGAUGAAGGCUGCCAUUGGUACACUGGAUGGAAUAAUUGAUACUGUUUCUGCUCCACACGCUUUAGAUCCAUUGAUCAGCCUGUUGAAGUCGCAUGGAAAGCUUGUUCUUGUUGGUGCGCCAGAGAAGCCUCUUGAAUUUUCAGCGUUUUCUCUACUCAUGGGGAGAAAGAUUAUUGCUGGGAGUGCGAUAGGUGGAAUUAAGGAGACACAAGAAAUGAUUGAUUUUGCUGCAAAGCAUGGCGUGACGGCGGAUAUUGAGGUUAUUCCGAUCGAUUAUGUGAACACGGCCAUGGAGCGUUUGGCUAAGGGUGAUGUCAAAUACCGAUUUGUUAUUGAUGUAGGAAACACUCUUAAGUCUAUCACUGCCUAAUUUAUUAUUUACAUGUUUUUGCUUCUUU